Molecule: messenger RNA, 1989 nt
Organism: Epinephelus moara (kelp grouper)
Lineage: Eukaryota; Metazoa; Chordata; Actinopteri; Perciformes; Serranidae
Product: DOMON domain-containing protein FRRS1L
Exons: 6
Coding region: 270-1181 (303 amino acids)
Biological process (GO): regulation of glutamate receptor signaling pathway
Source: RefSeq, a predicted model, not a curated record
UGAGGAGGGAGGACAGGGAGAGGCUGGACGAAACCAUUCAUCCGGCCAGUACUCCCACUGAAAUCUGUGAAGAUUAAUGAGCAUUCCUGAGCAUCUAGAUUCGGAUUUCAAAGCGGAUUAUGGGCGUGUAUGUGAAUUAGGUGGUACGGUUACAAAUCUGGGUAAUUUAGGAUCGGAUUAGCCUCUAAAUCACGCGGUCAUCGGCGCUGAAUCCCCCCACAUCCACAUCCCUGCGCGUAAACAGCCAAACAGGCGGUCGGGAUGCGGGGAUGAUUUUUGAUGACGCUGCAAUGGGCACCUGCGAAGAUACCGAAAUUCAAACAAUAAUGAGGAUCCGAUUUGAUUUCAGGCUCGCGCAGCUGACGGUGCUGCUGAUCCAGAGCGGAUGGUGGGGGGUCGCGCCGAGCCCCACCGAUGAGGGAGCACUCAGGGCCGGGCACGGGGAGCACGGAGAGCCGGGACAUCAGGAGCCUCACAAGGACUCCUACAGCACCUUCGCCUCCGAGUUCCUGGAGUCCAGAUAUCUGUCUGAUGACGGUUACCCAUUCCCCACCGCCCCACCAGUGGAUCCCUUCGCCAAGAUCAAAGUCAGCGACUGUGGAGUAACCAAAGGCUGCAUAAGAUAUGGGAAGCCAGGGUGUGAUGCAGAGACGUGUGACUACUUUCUGAGUUAUCGGCGCAUCGGGACAGAUGUGGAGUACGAGAUGAGUGCAGACACAGAUGGCUGGGUGGCCGUAGGUUUCUCCUCUGACAAGAAAAUGGGAGGAGACGAUGUCAUGGGCUGUGUCCAUGACGAUAACGGACGUGUACGGAUUCAUCACUUCUACAAUGUCGGCCAGUGGGCAAAGGAAAUAAAGAGGAACCCUGCGAGAGACGAGGAGGGCAUUUUUGAGAACAACCGGGUGACCUGCCGCUUCAAACGGCCGUUAUACGUCCCCAGAGAGGAAACACUUGUGGACUUACACCUGUCGUGGUAUUACCUGUUUGCAUGGGGACCUGCCAUACAAGGUUCCAUCACGAGGCAUGACAUUGACAGUCCGCCUGUCAGCGACCACAUGAUCAGCAUCUAUAAGUACGAGGACAUCUUCAUGCCUUCUACAGCCUACCAGACCUUCAACUCUCCCCUCUGCUUACUGCUCAUAGUCGCCCUCACCUUCUACUUACUAAUGGGAACGCCAUAAUGAAGCACAGCGGAGCACGUAGAGGGGAAAAUGCGGGAAGAGAAGUAGCAAUAAAAAAUAAAGUUGUCUGAGCCGCACUCAAGUGUGCACUUUGCACAAGGAAACACUGUAUUAGAUAUAUUAAACACAAUAGAGUAUAUAUUCAUCGCUCUGAACUCAUACAGAGGAUUCUGGCAAAUUAUUAAACCUGUAUUAUAGAGGUGACGUGUACUGGUGUCAGUACAAAACAAGAGGUCUGAUAAGGGUAAUGUUUUAGUAUAAAUAAGCCAAUUAUUUUCAGUAUUUAUGAUCGCUUCCAAAUACUUUAAAAUAUGUGGACUGCACAUAACGACAAAUAUAUCUGAAAAGUCUUGAAAAUACUGCAUGCUCUGGAGAACCUGGAAAUUAUUUAAACCCCGCUGUUCACUGCUGAUGAUGAGGGACUGUCACAUAAUAUGGUUUUCAGGGUUUUAGGUUACCGUGCAAAAGAUUUUCAUAGACUUUCUCCUUAUGGUUGACACUCAUAAUAACGUGGCUCGGCUCACUUCUCCCUACUUUCCUUUCACGACUUUUUCCCCUUUCCUCAACCACAGUAGCUGUUGGGUUUAUCAGUACUGUGGCACUGUGACUGAACAGACAGAGAGAGACUGCUACAUGAGUUAAUGUUGUAAGCAAUAACACACUGAAGAGGAGCAAACUGUGGACUGGAGAACAGUUUGCUUGGACAUGGACUUUUAUUUCCCCAGGCUGUUAUUGUAGCCUUUUGAUCUGUACAUGGUUGUGUUUAUAAUCAAUAAACCUGUGAAGAUAUGACAGAAUACACAAGAUA